AUGCCCUGGUUGGUGUUCAGCAUCGGCGAGGUCCGAAGGGCGUUUUACGAAGGACGUUUGCGCUUUAAGAGCGUUCCAACCAGAACCCUCUGUGCGUGCUACGAGAUGGAGAACGGCCGCCAGGACCCUGCAUAUACGCCCUCCAUCUGGAACAUCCAACGGUUCAGCACCAACGCAGAGGCCGCUGCCGCGUAUGGCUUCGACUUCUGUUUGGAGGCGAACGAUCAGGGCGACGUUCCCGUCCUGGUGUGGGAGGACGUUGAGAAGAAGAGCUGGAUUGAGAGUAUCACGCCUCGAACCGCCGCCGCAUCCUCGUCCACGGCGAUUCCCUCGGCUGACCGGCCUUCAACACCGCAAGCCGAAUCAUCCUCGGCAAUUACUGGUCGCGAUGCAUUGCCCGCCGGCAAAGAUAUCACUCUAGAAGACGUCGAGGACGACCGUGCGCCUCCCUCUGACGAGCAAUCGCUGCGCUCAAGUGAGCGUCACAGCGAGAAGACGCCCAAAAACCGACGAAAUGCCAAGAAACGGAAUCAUCGAGGGGCACCGAAGAGCCGUUCAAUCGAAGCUACGAGGGACGCCUCUUCCCCCGAGCCGCCUGACGUCGAUCAGCGGCAGACGCGGGCCAAGGCAUCCACCUCGAGCAAAGGCGACAGUCUUAGCACCUCUGGCGAGGGGUCCGACGAUCCGGCGAAGCGUUCGCACGGCUCAGAGCCAUACGUUCCGCCUGAACCCUUCUUUCCCCCAUUCGACCACCCGCCAGGGUUCUAUCCGUGUGCACGAGUACCGCGGCCGACUGCCAAGAACCCCUUGGACUGGCGAUGUAGCAAAUGCCGAGACGCCAACGGCGAUUGCGUCUUCUUUCCCGGUAGCUCGGCCAAGUGCGACCUCGGCUACCUCUCGCCUACUAAAAAGGGCUUCGCGAUGGCGUACAGCGCUUACAAGGCCGCGGUGCAGUGGGCGAAUCCCCACAUAUAUCCUAACCCCAUUCCCGCCACAGAGGCGUGGGCCUUAUUAGGGCACUCAUCGAAUGUUCCGACUUGGUUCAAGGAGUGGUGGCGCGAACACCACACGCAUGCCGAAGAAACCCUGACAGCAAAGAGGCUGAGGGCCGUAGAAAACCCAGACACCCACACACUCCGCCGAAACGACAUGGAGUCCAUCCCCGACCUUGGAGAGGAGCUGUACAGGACGAAACACUACCCGUACGAUCCGCAUGCGCCCCCACCCUCCACGAGUGGAGGCAAGCCUGGUGACGAAAGUAUUGACGCGUCUCAACCACCUACGAAGAAACGUCGACGGGCUCCAAAACGCGCAGCUCCCCAUCAGCCGACAGCCGAAUCAUUGGCACCGCAAAACCAGGCAGUACCGCCGCCUCGUCUGGAUUUUCGCAACGUGCCGCCAACGCCUAUUGCUCCUGAAGACCCUGUCAGGGAACUCCGCACCCUUGUUAGGAGUGCGGAUGCGGAUUUCGUUUCCCGCGAGGAGUACAACGUACUCCUCAACCGCUUCGAGGACCAGGUCGUGAGGACGCGCAGCCUCGAGGUACAAGUCGCUGAGAUGCGGGGUCAGCUCGAAGGAAUCCUCUUUGCGCACGGCGGUGGAUUUCCGGGUUCUGGAUCUGCGUUUUCUACACGCUCUCCAUUCUUCCAACCAGCCCGCCCCACCGGAUACAGCAGCGGAAACUCCUCCGCACUCCAGCUCGCCCGUUCAGUGGGAUCCAGUAGGCACUCCUCAAUCUCGGUCGCACCAUCCCCUUCAACCUCCGCGCUGCCAUUGCCGCCGUCGAGGACGGCCUCGAGAUCGACAUCUGUAACAUCGUCGCUCGGACCCCAAGGCAAGGAGGGCGCCUCGCGGUCUUCGACUGGAGGUAUGUAG
Molecule: messenger RNA, 1875 nt
Organism: Epithele typhae
Lineage: Eukaryota; Fungi; Basidiomycota; Agaricomycetes; Polyporales; Epitheliaceae
Exons: 11
Coding region: 1-1875 (624 amino acids)
Source: RefSeq, a predicted model, not a curated record